This is a messenger RNA of Debaryomyces hansenii CBS767, 1062 nucleotides long. RefSeq lists its product as uncharacterized. Gene Ontology annotation, molecular function: protein phosphatase regulator activity. The coding region runs from base 1 to 1062 and encodes 353 amino acids. Gene Ontology annotation, cellular component: cytoplasm; protein phosphatase 4 complex; nucleus. The transcript has a single exon. NCBI's taxonomy places the organism in Eukaryota, Fungi, Ascomycota, Pichiomycetes, Serinales, Debaryomycetaceae. Gene Ontology annotation, biological process: protein dephosphorylation. The record is from RefSeq and is a predicted model, not a curated record.
AUGCCAGAAUUGGUGAUUCCUCCAUUGGAACCGCAGUUGGCUGAAACAUUCGAGGAUGUGGUAUUUUCGAAACAAUAUAAAGAACUACCUAAUGCAAUAUGGUCGUCCGAUAUACUACCGAAAUUAAUAAUUAGACUAGAGGAAAUUGCUAGCAUAUCAGACAAAUAUGGCGAACGGUAUAGUAAAAGACCCCGCGGAGUUGAUCUUCCGCAGUCAAUAAAUAGGACGAAGGACAAGAUUGUCAAGCAUUUGAAGGAUGUAUUUCUGGAUAAGCCGCCGUUCACAAUCCAGAGAAUUGCAGAGAUAAUGUUACACCCGGAAAAAGAGGGUUAUGCACUUUCAAACAAUACCCAAGUGUUGAAAUAUUUCAAUUCGUUUUCGAAGUUGGUGGUGGUAGCAUCUUCAAUAUUUGAUUAUCCAGAAGUUACGUUCGUGAAUCCUACUCUGGGCGGCUCAAAGACAACAAACCCACCUACAAAUCAGACAGUACAGACAAUCCCGUUAGUGCCUAUACCUUGGUUGAAGACCGAAAGUCCUGUUAAAGAAAACCUGCCGGAUGGAAAUAGUCUGGUUCUUGACCCAAUGCUCAUUUCAUCUCCACCGGCAGACGAACAGCAGAAUGCUAAAGGACAGAAAAAUCCGGAAAACGGGAGUGAAGAUUAUAAGAAUGGGAACACACCCUCUGUUUCUCCCUCGAGGCGGAGAAGAGAGAAAGAUGCUAAUGAAAUGAAAUCUGAGUCCACACAAGAGUAUGCUGCAAAACGAGCACGCAUAGAUGACAAGCCGAGUCCUUGCAAACAAAGACGAAACGAAUUAGAUCCAGACGAAGAUAGAAUGGAUAUAUCUAACAGUACUCUCGAGGACAUCACAUCCAAUAGUUCAAAUGUUACGCCAACAAAGUCACAAAAUAAUAAUUCGGAUCCUAUAAGUGAUGAUCAUAAUGAUACUGCUGACAACGAAACUAUAUUAACUAACAAAGAUCGCGACAUAGAUAAUGAAAAUAAAAUGGAUAUAAGUUGUGAAAAUAUGAUCGUCAGUGACGAGGAGCCCCUUGUAUAUUAA